GUAAUUUUAUCGGUCAUUUCAAUAAUGUCGUUAUGCUUUUAAAAUACCUUUGGUCCAUCGAGAAGAUUUAGAAAUUUAAUAGAAAAGGCGUGUCAUGGGUGACGAAAGAGAAAACAGACGACUUUUUGAUGCCUCAAUCUCUAAACCAUCUUAUCAAGACUAUGGCGCGAUAAACGAUACGACUAAUUGUAGUCCACCCUUAAAGGCAUAUGAGAAUAAUAUUAUUCAAGGCACACCACAUAUAGACGCAAAAAAACCAUUCCAUUUCGAUUCUGGACUCGGUUCCGAUAAAUCAUUCCAACAAACCUAUGAUCAAGAUUCGUCCAAUCUGACUCCCAUCUUGAAAUACGAAUAUAACGGUAAUUUAGUCAACGAUUACAAUAGUUCUCGUCAAAAUUCGAAUGGUGGCGAAUACAAGGAUUCCAACAUUCCCAAGGACGACAUAACACCUGACGAGAUAUUGACGGUAGUUCGGAAAGAGGGUUCCGUAUUUUACAAACGAUUAAUCACGGUGUUUACCUUGUGGAAUACAAUGGUGGGGUCUGGUAUGCUGGCAAUGCCAUGGGCAUUUUUCCAGGCCGGAUAUAUAGCUGGGACUGUAUUUAUAAUAUUAUUCGGGUUCCUGGGCUUCUUCACUUGCUACUUAAUACUCCGACAAUCACACAAUAUAAAGACUCAAUUAAAAUUUCGCGAUCUUCCCGAUUUCAGCGACGUGUGCGGAUAUUAUAUAGGUCCAAGAUGGGGUAGACAUUUUAGUUCAGUGAUUUCGAUAUUUUUAUUGACUGCCGCAAUGCUGGUAUACUGGAUAUUAAUGAGCUCCUAUCUUUACGACAUUGUAAUUCACUUCUAUAGUCUAUAUUCGCAGCUUAAUCCAAGCUCUGUACCACCACAUCUAUCGAUAUACCAUAUCUUUCACGGAAAUGCAUCAAAUAUGCAACAGCCUCAAUACAAAAUAGGAAAAAAUAUCUUCUAUAAGGUAAUGGGUCAGUCCAAUACCUCAAACACGAGUUGCCCUCAGGUAUACACUUGUAGGACUCAAGGCAGUAAUACGGACCCCCAGGGGGUAUUAUCAUGGUGGUCACAGUAUCGUACCGCACCCCUGGCCCUAAUUCUCUUGCUAUUCCCCCUGAUGAAUUUCAAAUCGCCCAAAUUUUUUUCACGUUUAAAUAGUCUCGGAACGGUUUCCGUGAUAACGAUAAUAGCUUUCGUGACUCGAAAAUGUCUUGUUUGUUAUUUUUCCUCCGACUCUUCGUCCUUCGUUGCUCCUACUCAAUCAUCAUUCGUUCCUUUUUCACCGUCCUUUCCAAAGCUGACCGGUAUACUGGCUCUGGCUCUGCUCAUUCACAACGCUUUUAUACCUAUAUUCAACGUAGAAACAAAUUUCAGGCCCCUACGCGCCAUGGCUCACGAUUUAGCCGCGGGUUACUUCCUAGCCACCUUCACUUACCUUUUCGUAGGCUUCGUAUUUUACUACGGUUUCGUUCGGGUCGGCCACGGUGGCGAUCUCUUGACAUGCCCCCUUAGAGACAAUUUUCUCGAAAACGUUCCUUAUUCCGACACCUUCGCUUGCGCCGUUCGAUUGCUAUUACUUUUUCAAAUGGCGACGGUGUUUCCUCUCGUAGCCUACUUGGUACGGGUCCAGGCUCACUCGCUUUUGUUUCAAUCGCUGGAGCGGCCAAAAUUAACCGAUCGAGGGGAAGACUUGCUCUCAACUAAACAAUCGUCUCAUAGAAAAAUUAUGGAAGAACAAGAACCAUUACUUACUGACGAUCGUUUAGAAAAUAACGGUCACAUUUAUAGAUUUUCCGCAUUGUCUUCAACGGAUCCUAGAUACUUGUUGCCACUUAACACCGUGCUGGUAUGUAUCUGUUUGGUUUUCGCGAUGUUCCUCCCCAAGAUAGGCUAUAUUUUAAGGUUUGCCGGCGGUUUCUGCGGAUUUAUUUACAUAUUUUUGUAUCCAUGUAUUGUUUGGGCCCUUUCAUUAAAAGAGUGCGGUCAAAUAACUCCUUUAAAAUUGACGAUUAUAUUUGUAUUGAUAUUAUUAGGCGCCUCAAAUUUUGUAUCUCAAUUUUUUAACUAAAAGUAUAUAAAUGUAUUAUUUUUUUUCGCGAAUUUU
Messenger RNA from Gordionus sp. m RMFG-2023, 2116 nucleotides. RefSeq names its product neutral amino acid transporter 9-like. Gene Ontology annotation, biological process: amino acid transmembrane transport. The transcript is spliced from 4 exons. Gene Ontology annotation, molecular function: L-amino acid transmembrane transporter activity. The record is from RefSeq and is a predicted model, not a curated record. The coding region runs from base 95 to 2080 and encodes 661 amino acids. Lineage: Eukaryota; Metazoa; Nematomorpha; Gordioida; Chordodea; Parachordodidae.